AUGUCAUUCCCACCACCACACGCGCCACCGCCGACGGGAUUCCCGCCUCAGCCAGCCCAGUCACAACCGACGACCACAACAGCAGCGGCACCACCGCUCCAGCCGCCUCCGCUCUCUGGGACCCUUGCUCCCCCACCGCUCCAGCCCCCACCUCUCGGCAACAGCUACAGCGGCGGCAACAGCUACAAGAUGCCUCCCACCACCAGCACAUCACAGCCGCGUCCGCCGGCAACGAAUGGCGGCCUCUCAGCGCCACCCACGUUCAGCACAAGCGCGGGAAGCAACGGCUACAGCGCACCUCCCACCAUGCCACCUCCCACACUUGCUUCUGCAUCGCAACCACCGCGAAUGGCACAGCCACCUCCGCCAAUGUCGCAACCACCAUCCAUGUCGCAACCCCCACCCAUGUCUCAGCCUCCGCCAAUGUCGCAACCACCAUCCAUGUCGCAACCCCCACCCAUGUCUCAGCCUCCGCCAAUGUCGCAGCCUCCAACCAUGUCGCAGCCUCCAACCAUGUCACAGCCUCCAACCAUGUCACAGCCUCCAACCAUGUCUCAACCUCCAACCAUGUCUCAACCCCCACCGCUGUCUCAACCCCCACCGCUGUCUCAACCCCCACCGCUGUCACAGCCACCACCCAUGUCUCAACCUCCACCCAUGUCACAACCGCCCACGGCGACGACAACAGCAACAGCAACAGCAACCGCAUCCAUGAUGCCACCGCCGCUGCAUGUACAGCCACCCGUCUUCCACCCGCCGCCAAUGUCGCACUCAGCAACAGCGGCACCAACGACAGCAGCACCACCGCCGCCACCACCAACAACGGCGCCCGCGCCCCAGCCUGGUGCCGCCGCCUUCACGCAGCAGCCACCAACAAGCCAGCCGCCAAGCGUGCAGACGUCGUUGCCGCCGCCGCCGCUGUUCUCGGCCCAGCCAGACCCGGGUGCACAAGGCCCUGCCCGCCGCAUGUCCGCAUCCACAGGCGCGCACCCCGUCAUGAACCAGACUGCGCCCACGCGUGCAGACGCGCCGACAAACAUCCUGGGGCAGCGCAACAUACUGCCGGCAGCACCCGCGCGGCCGCCACGUGCGCAGCCGCUGUCUGACUCGCAGCGGCGGGCCAACUGCGACCCGAAGUUCAUGCGGGCGACGAUCAACGCCAUGCCGGAGACAUCGUCGCUGCUCUCGCAGUGCCGCCUCCCACUCGCCCUCCACCUCAACCCCUUUGGCGAGGAUGUGCCGGUGAUGAGUGGUCUCCCCAUUGUCCGCUGCCGCAGCUGCCGCACAGACUUUUUUUACGACCGCGUCAAGGCAGGAGAGCUCGUCGACCGAGCGGGACGGCCCGAUCUCAACACGGCCUCUGUCGAGUACAUUGCGCCGUCAGACUACAUGGUGCGGCCGCCCCAGCCGUGCGUGUUUGCGUUCUGCAUCGACGUGUCGUCGCCUGCGGUGGUGUCUGGGAUGGUGGCGGCGGUGUGCAAGGCGCUGCUGGAGAACCUGGACCGCCUGACUGGCGAUGAGCGCACGCGUGUCGCCAUCAUCACCUUUGACAACACCGUCCACUUUUACAACCUCAACGAGAAGUUGGCGCAGCCGCAGAAGCUCGUGAUGACGGACAUUGACGACCCAUUCCUGCCGUAUUCCAUGGAAGACCUCCUUGUCUCCCUCAACGACUCAAAGGAGCUUGUCAAGUCGCUGCUUGAGUCCAUCCCGGACAUGCACGCGCGUCCGCUGUCGAGCGACACGUGCACGGGCGCCGUCCUCAAGGCCGCCCGUCUCCUCAUGGGCGGAAUCGGCGGCCGCAUCUCCGUCUUCCAGACUGGCCGUCCCUCCAUUGGGCCUGGCGCCAUUCCCGACACGCAGCCGCCAAACCCAAUGUACGACCCUCUCCCCCCCCCCCCAAAAUACAAAACACGCCGCUGCAUGCGUGCAAGCAAGCGAGCGGGUGUGCGAUGUGGUGUUGAGGCGAGUCGGUGCCAGCUCGCUGUUGACGUGCUUCUGUUUGGACCGGGCGAGCACGCCAUCGCCACCGUUGGCCAAGCGUGCCAGUUUGGGGGCGGUUCCCUGCUGCACUUCCCUGGCUUUACGCAACACAGCGCCAGCGAGCUUGCGCGUGUGCGUAAAGAUCUGCAGCACUAUCUGACGCGCCCGCUCGGACUGGAGGCCGUCCUGCGUGUGCGCACGAGCAAAGGCAUCACCCUCGACAACUUCCACGGCCACUUCUUCGUCAGGGCCCAGGAUCUGCUGGCGCUUGCGAAUGUGUCGCCGGACAACGCAUACACGGUGCAGCUGAAGAUUGACGACAAGCAGGCGCAGCCCAUCUCGUACAUGCAGUCUGCCCUCCUGUACACGGGCAGCGAUGGCACCCGUCGCAUCCGCGUGCACACACUCGCGCUCCCCGUUGUCCGCGACCACGCCUCUGUCUACGCCCACGCCGACCAAGUGGCAAUCCUCUCCCUCCUCGCAAAGCUCGGGGUUGACCGGGCGCGGGCGCAGAAGACCUCGGAUGCGCGCUUGGCCAUGCACAACUUCCUCGUCGACGUCAUCAAGGCAUACAGGAAGCACUGCGUCGCAAACUUCCCAUCAGGACAGCUGGUGCUGCCGGAACAGCUGAAGCUCCUUCCCAUCUACAUCCACGCCCUCAUGCGCCACGAUGCGUUCAUUGCGGGCAACAGCAUCCCGCUUGACGCGCGGUGUGCCGCCAUGAUGAAACUCAAGACCAUCCCAAUCAAGUACUUUAUCGACUACGUGUAUCCGCGCAUGUACUCGCUGCACGACAUGGCUGAGCGCGUUGGGCUGAAGGACGAGCGGUCCCGCCUACCCAUGCCCGUGCUGCUGCACCUCUCCUCGGAGAAGCUGUCGCGUGGUGGCCUGUACAUGCUCGUCAACUCGGAGCGGCUGUUCAUCUUUGUCAAGAGCGACGCCACGCCCGCCCUGCUGCAGGACGCGUUUGGCGUCCCCGAUGUGGCCCAGAUUGACCUCGACAUGGUGGCGUUCCCGCGGACGGACUCAGUGCUGAAUGAGAAGAUCCGCAACAUCAUUGCCGGUCUGCAGAACCUGUACCCGUUCCACACGCCAAUCACCGUCAUCCCAGAGGCAACCCGCUCCCGCGAUCACUUUCUCAGAUACAUGUUUGACGACCGCGGCCCGUCGUCGCUGUCGUACUACGAAUUCCUCAGCGCCGUUCACGCAGAGGCCUCCCGAUAA
This is a messenger RNA of Salpingoeca rosetta, 3207 nucleotides long. RefSeq lists its product as uncharacterized. Gene Ontology annotation, molecular function: SNARE binding; zinc ion binding. Bases 1 to 3207 code for a protein of 1068 amino acids. Lineage: Eukaryota; Choanoflagellata; Craspedida; Salpingoecidae. Gene Ontology annotation, cellular component: endoplasmic reticulum exit site; COPII vesicle coat. The transcript has 16 exons. The record is from RefSeq and is a predicted model, not a curated record. Gene Ontology annotation, biological process: COPII-coated vesicle cargo loading; intracellular protein transport; endoplasmic reticulum to Golgi vesicle-mediated transport.